Messenger RNA from Microbotryum saponariae, 4919 nucleotides. The record is from the annotation of a GenBank genome assembly. Lineage: Eukaryota; Fungi; Basidiomycota; Microbotryomycetes; Microbotryales; Microbotryaceae.
AUGAGGUCCCUGACAUUACUCGACCUGGUCUCGCACCCCGUUGUCGGCUCAUCCAGCUCAUCCUCAUCCUCGAGCUCGACGUCGACUUCACUCAGUUCGGUCGCAGCCGUGACGUUGGAUGCAGCGACCCAAACACUCUACGUUGUUGCUGAGACCGCCACACCAGACUCCUGUAGUGAAUUGUGCAUCUAUCGCCUUGAAAACGGCCGACAGUCGCACGAGGUUAGUCCCUCAGAGAGAGCGCUUCCGUGCGAGACCCCACUCGGAUGAUGAACGAGACUCGCACUGACCUUGAGAUGCACCCACAGCCCCCACAACCCCUCACCAGUUGGACAACCGACCUCAUCUCACCGUUACCCAACAUCCCACUCGUCGUCGCGUUCAGAUACUUGCCCGAAUCGGACUCGCUCGUGCUCGUGCUUUCGAAUGGCCAUGUCGAGCAGAUCUCGGACCCUUCUGGGGCGAUGGCGGCAGGGGCGAUGGUCAGUGGUCGCAAGCUUACAAUUCAGGCAUGUAUAAUUCGGUACUAAUUCAGCAAGCGCAUUCGUGCAGAGAGAGAAUGUCGGUACUUUUGAUUCGGGCAUCAAGGCCGCCGCCUGGGCACCGGACGAAGAAUUGUUGGCCCUCGUCACCGGUCAGUCCCCAGUUCGAGUCCACUGUGCGCCUCACCCCACCACCCGAGCUGACAUCACCGCUCUCUCGGGAUGGACUUUCAGGCGACGAUCUCUUGCUAUCCAUCACCGCGACCUUUGACGUGCUCUCCGAAGGACCGCUGACGACCACCUCCUUCGGCGUCGAUGCCCCCGUCAACGUCGGCUGGGGUGACAAGUCGACCCAAUUCCACGGAUCGCUCGGCAAAUCCGCCGCUCAACAACCUUCCCUUACCCCCACUCAAACACUCGCUUCUCCGAACGACGACGAUCGUAUUCGUAUCAGUUGGAGAGGCGAUUCGGCCUGGUUCUCCGUCAGCAAAUUCGAACGGACACCGACGGGGGAUACCCGGCGCGUACUUCGGAUCUAUUCGCGCUUGGGCGGAUUAAGUUCGACGGGGGAAGCAUGCAUGGGAAUGGAAGGGGGAUUGAGCUGGCAACCUAGUGGGAGUUUGAUUGCUGCGAAUCAGAGGGAGGGGCCCCAACAGAAGGUCGUCUUUUUCGAGAGAAAUGGGUUGAGGAGGUACGAGUUUGCGUUGAGGGAGGAGAGGGAGGGGGCGACGGUGAAGGAGUUGAGUUGGAAUUCAGAGUCGAAUUUGUUGGGGGUUUGGUUGAGAAAGGAAGGUGGGGAUGUUGGUGAGUGAUGCAUCUGAGGUGGUCGCAAAGGGAUCGAGCUGACUCUCGAAACGUUUCGCUAGUCCAACUAUGGAACCGCAACAACUAUUGCUGGACGCUGAAACAAGAACUCGCUCCUCGAUCACGCAUCACGUCCCUCUUCUGGCAUCCUGAAGAACCCCUUUCGCUCUACCUUACAACCUCGACCGGUAUCGAGCACUUUUCCCUUGCGUGGGAUACGUUCAUUUCCUCGCGCGAGGCACCUAAAGAUUCAGGCUCGGUCGCCGUCGUCGAUGGAGCAACGUUGAAAUUGACCCCUUUCAGAUUGGUCAACAUACCUCCCCCUAUGGCCGCCAUUGUCCUCACCCUGGGGUCAGACAUCACCAAGACUCCCGUACACGUCGCGUUCGCCAAGCAGGAGAACGGUUUCGUUGUCCUGUUCGACGAUGGGUUGGUGCAAAGUUGGGCUUGGGAACUGAACCUCAAGACCAUGCGGUAUAAACCAAGGAACGAGAUCAAGGAACCGGUGUUGGACUGGUCCGUCAAGAUCGACGGGGAAGGGUAUUGUAAGCAAUGUGCUGUGAUGGGUAAGGGGGAUCAGAAGAAGGUCGCUGUGUUGAGGUGCACGGGAAGAGGAGGGACUGAGGUGGUUCUUCUCAGGAAGGAAGCGAAACAGGAGGUCAUCAGGGUUGAAGAAGGGGCUUGGAGGAUCGAGGGCACGGAAGACGGUUUCGUGUUGGAGUCCAAGGAUGGGACGUUGUUCGAAGGUAGGCCGGGGAUUUGUGAAUCAACUCUGUCGGCGUACCACAAGCUGAUGCCUGCCCACGUGUUACAGUCUCGUCCCAAGCCACCUCGGACGACAUUCUCCUCCCAUCCGAUGACCUCAUGCCUCUCGCCGAAUUCUGUCCCGACAUCCGCACUCUCACCCUUUCGACAACGCGCAUCGUCCUCGGUCUUUCCCUCUCGGGUCGUCUCUAUUCAAACUCGAGGUUACUCGCAUCGGACGCGACUUCGUUCAUCUGCACCCACAAUUUCCUCAUCUACACCACUUUCACCCACGAAGCCAAGUUCAUCCCUUUGUUCUCCCUCGAAUCGGGCCAACAGAACGAUUUCGUCACCCAUGUCGAGAACGUUCGGAAAUCCGCUUCGAACGAACAGGAAUCGACGAAUUCGGUCAAAAACGGUGGGAUGGGUAUUAGGAGGGCCGUGGAGAGGGGCUCGAGGAUCGUCACUGUGGUGGAGAGUUCGACGACGUUGGUGCUGCAGAUGCCGAGGGGGAACUUGGAGACGAUCUGUCCGAGACCGUUGGUGUUGAGGAUCGUGAGACAGGAGUUGGACCGGUACGUUCGCACUUUUCAUGGUUUCGAGGUGGAUCAUCUUGAGGCGCAGUCUAAUUCUCUUUCAUGUUCUCUCACGGAGCAGAGGUCAUUACCGCACCGCAUUCCUAACCUGCCGUCGCCAUCGCAUCGAUCUCAACAUCCUUUACGACCAUAACCCAACAACCUUCCGUGCCCACCUCCCCGAUUUCGUGAGCCAAGUCAAAGAAGUCGAUUACCUCAACCUAUUCCUCUCCGGACUCAAAGACGAAGACGUCACUAAAACGAUGUAUAAAUCGCUUAUGAUUCUCGGGCCAAAACCUUCUACCUCGACGACCGUGGUCACGGAAGGGGAUGAUGGGGUCGUGGAAGGUAAAGUCAAUGAGGUGUGCAAUUUGGUCAGGGAGGAGCUUGAGAAGAAGGACGUGUUUGAGUAUGCGAAUUCGGUGCUUACGGCUUAUGUGAGGAAGAAACCGGCGGAUUAUGAGGCAGCGCUAAGGGUUUUGGUCGAAUUGAAAGGUAAGAUCUCCUCACCUAUCUCGUAAGGGACACGAUCGCUGAUGUGCAGUUUUGAAACAUCCGUUCCACAGCCAAAGAUUCCGAACGGGCCCAAGACGCCGUCAAAUACAUCAUCUUCCUCUCCGACGCGAACAAGCUCUACGACCUCGCUUUAGGGAUGUACGACUUCUCCCUCGUCCUUCUCGUAGCCCAAGAAUCACAAAAGGACCCUCGCGAAUACCUCCCCUUCCUCCGUGAACUCCGCCAACUCGAUACCUACCUCCAACGACAUCGCAUUGAUGAUCAUUUAGAACGCUACGAUUCGGCGUUGAGGAAUUUGGCAAAAGCUGGAGAAGGCAGAUUUGAGGAGGUUUUGGAGUAUACCAAGAGGCACGGGUUGUUUGGGACCGCUUUGGAGGCUUAUAAAGGGGAUGCGGGGAGGUAUAGGGUUGUCGUUGAGGCGAAUGCGGAUUAUUUGAUGGAGAAUCGAAAGUAUGCCGAGGCAGGGUUGCGUGAGUCUGGAUACCCCCGCUCGCCCGCGGUCUUUUGCACCCAGCUCAAUCAGGACUGACAAGUCUGCCUUCAUGUGUGCAUAGUUUACUCGAUUGCUUCUCAACCCUCCAAAGCGAUCGUCGCAUACCAAAGCGCCAAUGCAUGGCAAGAACUCUUCACCAUCGCCCUGUCCUCCGCUUCACCCGAAAUGCCCAAGAAGUCCGCCAGUGAGAUCAAGGCCUUGGCAAUGGAAGUUGCCGAAAGUCUGAGAGGGAAGAGGAGGUUCAGUGAGGCGGGGAGGGUUCUGUUGGAGUAUGGGAGGGAUCUAGAGGCGGCUGUUCAAGUGCUGAUUGAGGGUAACGAGUUUGCGGAAUGCUUGAGGAUCGUGAGUGGCCUUGAAUAUCGAGUGGAGGGGUGGAGGACCGGAGCUGACAUAUGUCUGGUGUUCAACAGUGCUCUUUGUACAAUCGCCGGGAUCUGAUCGAGACACACGUCAAAGCGAGCACGCUCGAGGCGCAGUCCAAGUUGAUCGACGACUUUGGCGAGUUGAAGGAACAGAUCGAGAAGCAGGUCGAGAGGUUGGACGAGUUGAAGAAGAGGAGGGAUGCGAAUCCGAGUGAGUGACAUCCAUCAUAUCGUUUUGAUUGAAAAAAGGUCUGUAUUGAGAUCUCUUGUUCGUCCGUUUGCCUCCCUCAGACCAAUUCUUCUGUAUCGACGACCCCUCUGGAGGACCCGACGACAUCGACGUCCAACCCGACGGUGAAUCCGACGCCGGCACCGCCUUCACUCGCUACACAGCUGCGGCACCUACGACCCUCGGAGGGGGAAGUCGGAUCAGCUCAACGCGGUCGAGUCGUUCGAAACGGCGUGCGGGUUUGAAGAAGGCCGCGGGGAAGAAAGGGAGUAUCUACGAGGAGACGUAUCUGCUCAACUCGUUUAAGAAGAGCGUCGAGACGAGGUUGGCGGAGCUGCAGAGUGCGUACUCAAACGGGCUACUUUUGUCGGUUUAGGUGUGAGACAAGAUGCUUACGACCUAUCUUCCUCUCCAACAGCCGAAACGGGUGCGCUCCUCUCUGCGCUCCUACUCCUCCAUUCGACGACCCACCGUUCGGCCGCUGCAGCACUACAAGCCGAGCUCGCGUCUCUUGAAGACGCUUUCCGAACCUCGCUCGAUCACCUCUGGUCAUGGAGGGAGAAGGAAUGGGCGACCGAGAAGCACGAAGAGUUGCGCCUCAAGGCGCGAGGGGAAUGGGUCGAAAAGCCGAAACCGGAAGAAGGGACCGAGAAGGUCGAGAGGCCCAAGAUGGCGAGGGAGAAGUGGAGGAUCGGUUUGUUGGAGGUGUUGUAG